UUUAAAAUCUUCUUUUUAGUUCUCUUUCUUGCUCAGCUUUAGCGUGCUCCGGGGCAAGGAUGCAGUAGGGGCCUUGCCAGCGGUGCAGAAGCUCACCUGGGGCUGGAGGCCUCUGUGUGGACCCAAUGGGGCAGCCGGUGGCCACACUAGCCCCCUUCCUCUUACUUCUGCUCCCUGCGCAGGGUGCUGAAGCCUGCAGUACCAGCAGGUGCUGUUUUCAGGACCUGCCCUAUCCGGAUGCAGACUCAGGCUCCGCUUCAGGCCCCAGGGACCUGACCUGCUACCGGGUGUUCAGCGCUGGUUACGAAUGCUCCUGGCAGUAUGAGGGUCCUGCAGCCGGGGUCAGCCACUUCCUGAGGUGCUGCCUCAGGCCUGGGCGCUGCUGCUACUUCGCCGCAGGAUCAGCCACCAAGCUGCAGUUCUCCGACCAGGACGGUGUAUCCGUGCUCUAUGCUGUCACGCUCUGGGUGGAAUCCCGGGCCGCGAACCGGACAGAGAAGUCGCCUGAGGUCACCCUGAAGCUUUAUAGCUUGGUUAAAUAUGACCCUCCGCCAGAAGACAUCAAGGUAUCCAGGUCAGCAGGGCAGCUGCGCAUGGAGUGGGAGACCCCAGCCCGCCAGGAUGGGGCUGAAGUGCAGUUCCGGCACCGGACACCUGGCAGCCCUUGGAAGUUGGGUGACUGCGGACAUCAGGCUGAUGCUGGCUUCGAGUCAUGCCUCUGUCCCCUGGAGAUGGAUGCAGCCCAGGAAUUUCAGCUACGGAGGCGGCAGCUCUCGGCGGCAGCUCUGGGAGGUCCCUGGAGUGGCUGGAGCAGCUCUGUGUGCAUCCCCCCUGAAACUACCCCACAGCCUGAGGUGAAUUUCUCGGUGGAGCCCCUUGGCCUGGAUGGGAGAAGGCGGGUGGCCCUGCACUGGCAGCUGCCCCAGUUGGAGGCUCCGGAAGGCUGCCUCAGGCCCAGCUCUGGCAUGGAGGUGACCUACUACAUCCACCUGCACAUGCUGUCCUGUCCGUGCAAGGGCAAGGCCACGAGGAUGCGGCAUCUGAGGAAAGUGCUUAUGCUCUCGGGCGCCGCCUACAACCUGACUGUGGUCUCCUGGAAUCGCUUCGGCCCCGGCUCAAACCAGACGUGGCACAUUCCUGCCCACACCAGCACAGGUGCCUCCUCCGGUGUUUAUCCGACUCGAGUUACUCGGUGCCUCCCUGAAUUUCCUGCCUGCCAAGUGCCUCACUGGCCUUACCCUGACGGUAGCCCUGCUGCGCACCCAGUGGCCCUGGGAGGGCAGGUCUGCUACAAGGACACAAUUUUCAGAGAUGAGAUACCUGAGGCUCAGAAAGAACCAGGAGCUCUGAGCGUCAGGACUGGAGUGGCUGGGACCACUAUGCAGUGGCCAGCCCGAGCCCAGGGCCUGACAUACUGCAUUGAAUGGCAACCUCGGGGCUGGGACGGAAGCCUCGCUGCCUGCACCCUGAUCACACCCCGGGACUGGAACCCUGCUGGCAUGGCAUCCCAUACCUGGAGCCAAGCAGCUGGGGCAAUGGGGCAGAAGACGUGUUAUCACGUCAUGAUCUUCGCCUCUGCACAUCCGGAGAAGCCCACCUCAUGGUCCACAGUCUU
Messenger RNA from Manis javanica (Malayan pangolin), 1615 nucleotides. The record is from RefSeq and is a predicted model, not a curated record. NCBI's taxonomy places the organism in Eukaryota, Metazoa, Chordata, Mammalia, Pholidota, Manidae.